UCCUAGGGCUUAGUGGUCACAUACGUAGACAGCACUUUUUAGCUCUUAUGUUCACAAUUGUGUUCACUGCUGAAUUGGUGGUGUUAUGGACACGUAUGGGGGUACUUACACUGCCCUCUGGUGGUGUCAGAAGUUUAUAACACACUACGGUCAAAAUUCAAAAUGGCGGCGAACACAAGGGAAGAUUCAAGUGGUAGCUCCAUACACAAACGUCGACCAGAGCGUUUUUCUUUGCAAAGAGCAUUGGAGCUACUUGGGUUAAUUGAUGGAGACAACUCAGAUUUGGACGUGUCUGACAACGAUGAUCCCAUCCUGGAUGGCAAUUACCAACCAUCACCACAGGAGGAAAGCAGCAGUGUGGACAGUAGUGAUGAUGAGGACCCCAUUCUUGAGCCCACUGACCACAGCAGAGGACGCAAAGAUCUCCGUAGUGCAGAUAAUGGUUAGCCAAGACCCAGUAGAUAUUUGUUUAUUUUAUGCAGUUAGGGCCUUAGGGCUAUGUGAAGGAUUGGAAGCAAAAUGCUUAUUUACAAAACUUGUUGACAGGUUCAUGGACAGGGACAGAGACAAAUACAGGUUCAUCCCGCACUCUCAGACGUCGCCGUCAAAGUCAAGAGAUUGAGGCUGAUAGCUCAGAAGAUGACUUGGAAGAGCCAACACCAAGACCAAGCCAAACAAAAAAAAAAGAAAAAGGGAGACUCUGAACAAGGACGCUGGAAGGCUACUCCAUUGACGCCAAACCUGGCAGAGUAUCAGCAUCAGGACGAAACUGAUCUAGACAGACAUGGCUGGACCCCACUAGACUAUUUUGAACAGUACAUAGAUAGAGAUUUGAUGAUGACGAUUGCAGAAUGCUCUAAUAUUAUGUCACUGUCUAAGAGUGGGGAGCCACUUAACAUGACAGUAGAUGAGGUUUACCACUUUUUUGGUGCCUGUAUUUUGAUGUCCUGCAUCCGAUACCCAACCAUUAGGAUGUACUGGUCCAAAGCCUUGAAAAUCACUGCCAUCACUGACAAAUUCACACGUGCCAGAGUCUUCAAACUGAGGGGAGCAAUGAAAGUGGUUAUUGAUCAUGAUGUGCCAGAAGACCUGAGAAUGUCGGACAAAUUCUGGAAGGUGAGGCCUUUUCUGGAUCGGAUUCUGCGAGGCUGCUUGUCUCUGAAUCGACCUGAUUGCGCAUCUAUUGAUGAGCAGAUGAUUCCUUUCACAGGAGCCUGUCUGUGCAGACAAUAUCUGCCAAUGAAGCCAAACCCAGUUGGCAUAAAGAACUUUGUUUGUGCUACAGCAGAUGGCAUUGUGCUUGACUUUGAGCUGUAUCAAGGCACAGGUUCACUGAUUGAGAAGGUCGAAGAACCAGAGGGCCUGAGUUUGGGAAGCUUAGUCAUCGAGCGUCUGUGCCAAACUCUGCAUCGUGGCACAAAGGUGUAUUGUGACCGGUUCUUCACCACCAUCAAAGGUGCGCAACGAAUGAUGGAGAAAGAGCUGUACAUGACUGGUACAAUAAUGAAGAACCAACUCGCUGAAGCGAAGCAUAAGUUACCCAGUGACAAAGCCAUGAAAAACGCAGGAAGAGGUACCUCAUCAGAAGUUUCCGCUGAAGAUGGAAAGUUGUGUGUAGUGAAAUGGUACGACAACAAACCAGUAUUGCUGAUCUGUUGUUCAUGGUACACAGCCUGAAGACACCUGCCAGCGCUGGGACAAGAAAGUGAAACAAUAUGUCACUGUCUCGCGACCAAGCAUUGUCCGUGAGUACAACAUCAAGAUGGGUGGAGUUGAUUUGAUGGAUAGAAUGAUAAGUUGCUAUCGCAUGAGCACCCGUACUAAGAAGUGGACAAUGCGGAUGGUAAUGCACUUCACGGAUCUGGCUUUAGCCAACAGCUGGCUACGCUACCGAAAAGACCAUGCAAUAUGUGCUGGACCAAAGACAAGACCCAUCCAGUUCCUUCAGUUCCGCAUGGAAGUGGCUAAGAUCCUCUUGGCCCAGCAUCACGGUGCAGAUGCAGACCUUUCGACACAGUCAGAGGAAGAAGAAGAUUCAAACCAGGGAGUGAAACGUCAUGUGACAGAGUUGCCCCAUGUCUCGGUCCGCAGGAGGGCUAAUGCCCACCUCCCAGAGAUGAUCGGCCUGAAGAAUGCAAUGCGCUGCAGACAACUAGGCUGCACUGGAAGAACCAGAGUGCGUUGUAUGACCUGCAAAGUGUUCCUGUGCUUGCAAACCGAGUGCAACUGUUACUCAGCCUUUCACACAUAAGUGAUGGCAGUGAUUCUCAAGGUGUGUACAUGUUCCUUGGUUCCUCCAUGUUCUCCGACUCCGUGAAGGUCAAUCAAUCAGGUGACCUCUGGGCCUCUGUAAGCAGGCCUGGUCCUUCAGUGCUCAGUUAUCGCAGCCUUUAACAUGUUCCCUUUUUUACAUUACCAAUGCAAAAUGUCACAUGAGCUACUACUAUGUUUUUUCUUUUUUUCACUAUGAUGUUCAAAACACAUUAGUAGCCUAAUGCAAGAGUGACUAUUUAAAAUGCUUUGA
Sander lucioperca (pikeperch) is the source of this 2524-nucleotide messenger RNA. RefSeq lists its product as uncharacterized. The record is from RefSeq and is a predicted model, not a curated record. The transcript has 3 exons. Lineage: Eukaryota; Metazoa; Chordata; Actinopteri; Perciformes; Percidae. The coding region runs from base 640 to 1677 and encodes 345 amino acids.